UAAUUAAACGGGUCAUGCGACUAGCUUCAUUCCAAAGCACCCAACUCGUCUGUCUGAGACCGAAAAUCCCUUCUAAAAUUCCUUACUAUCAACGACCACCACCGCAAACAAAAAAGAAAUGGCAAAUUUAAUAACAAAAUCCCUGAAAUCACUGAAAUCCCGAACACUACUCAUCCCACUCUCAUCAUCCCUCUCGCACUCUGUCCGCCGCUCAACCUCCUUCGCGCAGCACCAACAACCACCCGCCUCUGACUCCUCCUCCUCUUCCGCCUUCACCUUCUCAUCUAACGGCGACAACAACAACAACAACAACAACCAGAGCAUAUAUGUGAAAGGGCCGGAUCGACGGUCUUCUUCAUCGGUGACGAUGCCGAUGUCGUUCAUGACGGGGUCGAUAGUGGGGAAGCGGUUCUACAAGAAGGUGACGACGAGGGAGGCUGACGACGGGAACGGAUGGACGGUGAUGCUGGACUACAGGACCCUCAAGACCCCUUCCAAGAAACCACUCAAGCUCCCAACUCUUGCACUUGCUAAAGCCAUUGCUGCUGAAUGGGAAUAUCAGCAAACAGAUGGUAUUAGACCCUUCACAAUGCCUCUUAUGAAACUUGCUUGUACUGCCCUGGAAAGAGUUCCACUCACCAGGCCAAAAAUUAUUGAGCAUUUGAUGAGGAAAUUUCAUCAAGAUUUAGUCUUUUGCCAUGCUCCUGCUGACAAUGAUUUGACAAGCCAUGUCCAUGAUCGCCAAGUAGAAAAAUUGAACCCUCUGCUUUGCUGGGUGGAAUCAGAAUUUGGAUUCAAGCCAGUUGUGUACUCAAGCUUUUUUGGUGGAAAGCAGGAAGAUGGUCUGGUAAAAGCCGUAGAGAACCUUCUAAAGAGAUCAGAUGACUGUGAAUUGGCAGCAAUUGAUGCUAUUGCUGCUGCAGCGCAUUCUUUAGUUAUUGCUAUAGCUGUUGUCCGUGAUAAAUUGCAGAUUGAGGAAGCUAUUGAGCUCAUUAGACUUGAAGAAGAUUUUCAGGUGGAAAGAUGGGGCCUGGUUGAAGGUGGCCAUGAUGUGGAUAUUGCCGACCUUAGGGUACAGGUUUCGUCGGGAGCUGUAUUUCUCGGUUUGUCUAGGAGAACUUAAAUUUUUGUCAUCCACUCAUCCUGUCUGUUUAGUGUUAACAGUCUUGAGAAGUAGCUAUCAGCUAGUUUAUGAAAUAAGGUUUUGUCGACAUAGAUAUCCAAAACUUUGCAGAAGAUCAUGCGCAAUCUUCACCCUGGGAUGGGUUGAAACGUUAAACCUUGUUAAUGUGCCUUUACUCAGCAUGAUUGCAAACAAUUUUUUUGGAUUGCGGAUUGGAAAAUGCCAAGAAGAAACAUAGCUGCUAUAAAGGAGUUUAGGAUAUCACAAAGUGAAAUAAUUUUGCUUUUUUAGCAUGUGAUUGCAAGGUUGAACUCAUGAAAAGUGGAAAAGUGUUGUACCAAUUCGGAUGAUUACUUUUUAUGCUUAUGAUUCUAUAUGCUCUAUUUUAAGACAUA
Molecule: messenger RNA, 1518 nt
Organism: Arachis duranensis
Lineage: Eukaryota; Viridiplantae; Streptophyta; Magnoliopsida; Fabales; Fabaceae
Exons: 4
Coding region: 119-1123 (334 amino acids)
Biological process (GO): mitochondrial proton-transporting ATP synthase complex assembly
Cellular component (GO): mitochondrion
Source: RefSeq, a predicted model, not a curated record